AUGAUAUGGCAAUUCUCUUGGCUGCUUCUUGCAGCAACUGUCCAAGCGGCCUCUCUGUCCCUUCAGUCUCCUCGUUUCACAAUUAGCGCAUCAGAUGCGACCCAGCUGCGCUCGGACACCCUGUCCCUGACCAAAAAACCAGAGCCUUUGACUCUCGGCGCAACUGACACCCUUAAGCUUACGUUCCAAAUAACGGAGAGUGACGAGGGCAAAGGUGUCCAACCGCACCAGACCUUCCUCCGAUUCUAUGACAAGGAGUCGGGCGAGGAGGGCAUUCAGCCUGUUCGCGUAACCCCAGGAGGAAAGGCUAAAUUUGAGCUGAACAUGAUGCGCCCACCUGCGUCCAUUCCGCCAACUACGCACAACCCCCUUGAGGUCUCGCUUAUCCUGGGCUCCUUCGUACACGCGCCUGCACAAUACGACCUUUUUGACCUUUACAUACCUGCCUCCCAGACUCCCGCUGAACACCCCGAUGAAGCCUCAUUCCACGUCCUCCCCGCCAUCAAGCAUACCUUCCGCCCUGAACAGAAGUCACCUCCUCAGUUUAUCUCUGCCGUAUCUGCAGCGGCUUGUACUGUCGCCUUGGCUCGUGUUAAUCGGAUUGGUUGGAGUAAAAUUGGCGUCAGGGUCCCGAAGCUCUUUUCACUUAGCAUCGUGCCCUUCACUGCCCUCCUCGGCGCCUUUGAAGUGCUACUUGUCUGGUACUGGGUGGAUCUCAAGCUUGGUCAGGUCCUUCUGUACGGAGGCAUCCUUGCCAUUCCAACCGUGUUCGCUGGUAAGCAAGCUCUGUAUGCGACUGGAGAAUGGAGAGCCGGUCGGAAGUAA
Suillus subalutaceus is the source of this 825-nucleotide messenger RNA. Its product is annotated as Oligosaccharyltransferase subunit Ribophorin II-domain-containing protein. The coding region runs from base 1 to 825 and encodes 274 amino acids. The record is from RefSeq and is a predicted model, not a curated record. Gene Ontology annotation, cellular component: membrane; oligosaccharyltransferase complex. Gene Ontology annotation, biological process: protein N-linked glycosylation. Lineage: Eukaryota; Fungi; Basidiomycota; Agaricomycetes; Boletales; Suillaceae. The transcript is spliced from 4 exons.